GGAAGUGUCUUUCUAGCCACCUCGGGCUCAGUGGGCGAAAGAAGUCUCUUUCCGACCAUGUCGGAGUUAGCUUUAGAGGAGCUUUCUGCGAUUGCCGCUAUUUACUGUGAGAAGGAUGAGUGCGAAGUGCUGGAAGUAUCAGAGACAGGAGGAAUCUCAUUUAGGAUUCAGACUACUGUGAAAGGACCCUUGGGCAGAGAUGUAUUGUUAAAACUGCUAUUUCAUUUACCAAUCAAUUAUCCAUCAAGUCUGCCAAAUAUUUCUGUUAACUCUGAGCAACUUACAAGGAUGCAGUGUAUGACUGUGAAAGAGAGAUUACUGGAGGAAGCGAAGAAACAUUUCUCACAACCCAUGGUACAUGAGCUGAUUCUCUGGAUACAGCAGAAUCUUCAGCAGAUUGUCGAGCAAGCCGAAACUCCAGCCUGCUGUGGGAAAAGUACUCUAUCAACAGAUACUACUCUGGAUGAUGGUGUAUGGACAGUCCUUUUGCAUUUAGAUCAUAUGAGAGCCAAGGGAAGAUAUGUCAAAAGCGUGGAAAAAUGGUGUGCAGAUCUAAGGCUCACUGGAAGACUGAUGUUCAUGGGCAAGAUGAUUCUGAUUCUUCUUCAAGGAGACAGAAGCAGCAUUAAGGAAUAUCUGAUUCUUCAGAAAACUAGCAAGGUGGACGUGGACUCAAGCGGAAAGAAGUGUAAAGAGAAAAUGAUUAGUGUACUCUCUGAAACAAAAGCACAGUCGGAACACCAAAGGUUUCAGGCAUUUGAAGUCAAAGAGUAUUUAACAGCAGAUGAGCUACAAAAUGAAUUCAAGGCUGCGGGACUCUCAGAACUGUUCACAGAGUUUGUGCUGGCUCGGUUAAAGUAAUGUUGAAGCAAAAGUGUAUGUCUCUGACUAAAACUGUCAUUGAAUGUAUUGAAUAGAUCCUGAGAGAAGAUAAAAUGAACAGUUUGAUGGGUGAAGAGUUCUAAAGCUUCUCUGUAGGAAAAUGUCAGAAAAAGCCAUCUCCUUUGCAAGAAACAAAAGGCAGUUCUCACAUUGAGAAGAGAUGAUAUUUUUGACUGUGUGCAAUGACAACUUCUGUGAGGAACUGCUGAGUUUUAACAGCUGAUAUUUAAGAGCUGUAGGUCAGAUGUGAAGGAUGUUGGAGAAAUCACAAUUUUUUCUAGGACUUGGAUGGAACUGUUAUCUCUAAUUGUCCUGUAAUUAAAUUAUAUUUCACAGA
Messenger RNA from Hemicordylus capensis (graceful crag lizard), 1219 nucleotides. It is a transcript of the gene RWDD3, whose product is annotated as RWD domain containing 3. NCBI's taxonomy places the organism in Eukaryota, Metazoa, Chordata, Lepidosauria, Squamata, Cordylidae. Gene Ontology annotation, biological process: positive regulation of protein sumoylation; positive regulation of hypoxia-inducible factor-1alpha signaling pathway. The record is from RefSeq and is a predicted model, not a curated record. The coding region runs from base 58 to 861 and encodes 267 amino acids. Gene Ontology annotation, molecular function: protein binding. The transcript is spliced from 4 exons.